Messenger RNA from Nakaseomyces glabratus, 2157 nucleotides. Its product is annotated as RecQ family ATP-dependent DNA helicase. Gene Ontology annotation, cellular component: cytoplasm; chromosome; nucleus. Gene Ontology annotation, molecular function: 3'-5' DNA helicase activity; four-way junction helicase activity; ATP binding. Lineage: Eukaryota; Fungi; Ascomycota; Saccharomycetes; Saccharomycetales; Saccharomycetaceae. The record is from RefSeq and is a predicted model, not a curated record. Gene Ontology annotation, biological process: double-strand break repair via homologous recombination; DNA replication.
AUGAGCCAGAUAGCGGAGUACUUUAUGAACCACUUGGAUCCAACUGGAUAUGAUACAAGUGACUCUUAUGGAAGUUGUAUUGUAUCGAGUUCUCAGAGUUAUAAAGGCCAGUCUGCCCUAGAACAGUGCCUAUUUGUUCCAAGUUCUUCUUCAUUGCCAUCUUCUCAGCUAUCAGGACUGGUCAAUGCACAACAAACACAGCCAGAUAGCAAGAAAGAGAACAAGAGUUCAUUGAAUACAGCAAAUCCAUGGGAUAAGCAAGUACAGAACAUUCUAAAGUGUACCUUUCAUAUGGAGCAGUUUCGUGGCUCGCAAAUCGACAUAAUUAAUUCUACUUUACAGGGGAAGCAUGUGUUUGUAUUAAUGUGUACAGGUGGUGGUAAAUCACUAUGCUAUCAGUUGCCUAGUUUGGUAACUUUGGGGUAUACAAAGGGAACUACAAUUGUCAUCUCACCAUUGAUUUCAUUGAUGCAUGAUCAAGUAGAAGCUCUCAUAAGUAAAAGGAUUAAGGCAUGUAUGUUGAGUUCAACAAGUAGUUCAAAACAAAAAACAAUGGCUUUACAACUUCUUUCAGAAGGAAAACUAAAUUUAUUUUACAUCUCUCCGGAAAUGGUCAUGGGUUCGUCACCCUGUAAAGGUAUCAUUAGGAGAUUAUAUCGGCAAAAUCGGUUGGCAAGACUAGUUAUAGAUGAAGCACAUUGUAUAUCUAGUUGGGGACAUGAUUUUAGACCAGAAUAUAAAAAAUUGGGUCAGUUGACCAAAGAGUUUGACGGUGUUCCUGUAAUGGCGCUUACUGCAACAGCGAACGACAAUAUUCAAGAAGAUAUAUUGAAAAUCUUAAACCUGAAGAAUGUUGUUGUUUUUAAAGAUAGCCUUAACAGAAAGAAUUUAUACUAUGAAGUUGUGCAAAAGAACUCCAGAACAAUAGAAUACAUGACUUACUUACUCAAGACAGAAUUUCAUGGUCAAUCAGGUAUUAUAUACUGUAACUCAAAGGCAUCUUGUGAAAAAGUUAGUAAAGAACUAAACCAAGCAAAUAUCUCGAGCGAAUUUUACCAUGCAGGAAAGACGGCUAACUCGAGGUUAAAUACUCAAAGAAAAUGGCAACAAGGUACGAUUCAAGUUGUAUGUGCUACUAUUGCUUUUGGGAUGGGAAUUGAUAAAGAAAAUGUACGAUUUGUGUUUCAUUAUGACAUACCAAGGUCUAUGGAGGGUUAUUACCAAGAAACCGGAAGAGCAGGUAGAGAUGGGAAUCCUUCGAAGUGUAUCUUGUUUUUUUGUCUUCAAGACGUUAAUCGGUUACAGAUAUUAAUACAGAGAGAAAAUGUUUCAGCUUUGCAGAAGGAACACAAUUUGAAAAAACUACAAGACGUACUAGUAUAUUGUCAUAAUAAAGUGGACUGCAGAAGAUUACAGAUACUUGAAUAUUUUAAUGAGGAGUUUUUUCCCAGUAAUUGUAUGAAAACUUGUGAUAAUUGCAAGAAUAUUGGUGUUUCGACCAUUGAGCAAAAGGAUUUCACACAUUAUGCGAAACAGAUACUGUCUCUGCUGCGAAAGCUAGGAAACGAGCGUAUCACUACCAAUCAAUGUCAGGACAUCUUUAGAGGAUCAAAUAACAUGAAAACCAGAUUUUCAGGUUAUGAUAAUUUUGAAGAGCAUGGAUCAGGUAAGGACUUAACCAAAUCUGAAACGGAUAGAUUAUUUGUUCAUUUAUUGAAGACGGGAUAUGUUUGUGAGUAUUUUUUUACAAAUAGCAUGGGUUAUUCAACAAAAUAUCUAAAACUCCCUGAUCCUAUUAAAGAGAUUAAGGGCAAAGUAAUGUUAAACUCUUUAAAAAAGCAAUAUAAAGCCAAGAAGAAGCAGGAUAUUGACGUUGAUAAUUCACAGUCAAGGAUUGACACAUUUAGUAGUUCUCUCAGUCUUUUUAAAUGCCAUCAAAACUCCAGUUUCCAAAGUGAGGAUGUUUCAAUGCAAAACUUGUUAUCUGAAAAUUCUCAGAGUAUGCUAGAUGACAAUAGCAGUCUUAUUUUUGAAACUAUUAACUCUUGCAUUAGUACAAAUUUGUAUUGCACAGAGGAGAAAGAAAAUCACAAGCAUCCAAAAAGAAAAAAAAGAAAGUCUGAAACUCUUCCAUUUAAAAAACGGAAGAAGAGUUGA